AUGAGGAUCCCUGAGGAAUCGCCAGGACAUUAUAAACCUCCAGUGAGAGUUAAACAGAAGGAUGAGGAUAGUGGCCAAGAGAUGGGUACCCCUCCUGAAGUCCAAUGUCUGCAUGAACUAGGGGUCAUUGAAAGGAGGCUAAAGCAGCUAUUUCUAGCAGUAGUUGCACUGAUUAUCCUCAUAGCAAUAACCUGCAUAGGUGUGCAGUGUUCUUCUGGUGUUGAUGAAAAAGCCUACAUGAUUAUACAUGAUGAUGGAAGAGACAUCGAAGAACUUCCCUUAGAAUUCGAUGUGACCAGAAUGGAAACCAAAUGGAAGAGUAGAGCUCAUCUUCCUUGGAAUUAUUUUCCACCAGGUACUAACAUGUCCAACGCGUUUGCAAUUCACAGCUCAGGAGAACAGAGAAAAUAUGAAGCACUUCCUGUGUAUUAUCUCAUGAAAACUUACAGUACUAUGAAACUUACAUGUUUUUUUCCUUUUUUCUCCUUUAUCUAUUGUCAUCACCUGGAGUUUUUCCAAGAAUUGAGCCUGAAAGUACUAAUGGGAUAAGACUGGAAGCAACUUGAAUCUGAUAUAUGGAAUUCUUACACUAAUUAG
This is a messenger RNA of Phasianus colchicus (ring-necked pheasant), 597 nucleotides long. NCBI's taxonomy places the organism in Eukaryota, Metazoa, Chordata, Aves, Galliformes, Phasianidae. The record is from RefSeq and is a predicted model, not a curated record.